Colletotrichum navitas is the source of this 2945-nucleotide messenger RNA. RefSeq lists its product as uncharacterized. The transcript has 3 exons. Gene Ontology annotation, cellular component: nucleus. Bases 410 to 2842 code for a protein of 810 amino acids. NCBI's taxonomy places the organism in Eukaryota, Fungi, Ascomycota, Sordariomycetes, Glomerellales, Glomerellaceae. The record is from RefSeq and is a predicted model, not a curated record. Gene Ontology annotation, biological process: mismatch repair; DNA recombination; DNA double-strand break processing. Gene Ontology annotation, molecular function: 5'-flap endonuclease activity; DNA binding; 5'-3' DNA exonuclease activity.
CGUGCAGGAAGCCGUAAUUCACUCCACCUGCACACCUUCACUCCUCCGACCUCAGCAUUGCGGUGAAUCUCUGCCGACUUCAAUCCCCUCACUUCCCAGCCCUUCGUCGCGUGGCAAAGUCCAAUCAGUCGCCCUUGCACACCCGUCCACUGUCGCCCCCGUUAGCUUUGUUUACAUUUGCCUCCCUGAUCACCUGACUUGGCGUUCCGACUCCCCCAUCCUCCAACGCGGUCACUCUCUUCACGCGUACUGCCUCUCGACGGAUGGACUGAACAUUGGUCGCACAUUGUUUGCCCGGCUGCUUGGCCUGUGAAUCGGAUCCGAGAGAGAGCGAAACCCCAACUCCUCGAGAUCUCGGAACGCUUCUGCACUCUGUGAGGACUUGCGAGUCGUUUCCUUGAGGUCAAUAAUGGGCGUCUCAGGCCUUCUCCCGCUUCUCAAGUCCAUCCACAGGCCAACCGAGCUGAAGAAGUUUGCCGGCGAGACGCUCGGCGUUGACGCCUACGGAUGGCUUCAUCGCGGUGCCAUUGCCUGUGCCGUUGACUUGGCCAAAGGCAACCCCACCCGCAAAUAUGUCGACUUCGCCAUGCACCGGGUGAGAAUGCUCAAGCAUUUUGGUGUCACACCUUACCUGGUCUUUGACGGCGACUUCCUUCCCAGCAAAGCUGCCACCGAAGGAUCUCGCGCCAAACGCCGCGAGGAUAGCAAGAAGUCGGCCAUGGAGCUCCUCAGGGCCGGCAAGUCGUCGCAAGCAGCCCUCGAGUUUCAGAAGGCCAUCGACGUCACACCAGAGAUGGCUCGCAAUCUCAUUGACGAGUUGAAGAAGAUGGACCUCCCAUACGUCGUUGCACCGUACGAAGCUGACGCUCAGCUCGUCUACCUCGAACGACAAGGCCUCAUUGCCGGCAUUCUCUCGGAGGACUCCGAUCUCUUGGUCUUCGGAUGCAAGCGCCUUUUGACCAAGCUUGAUCAGUACGGAAACUGCAUCGAGAUCAACCGGAGGGACUUUUGUGCGGUUCGGGAAGUUUCCCUGACGGGAUGGACCGACACCGACUUCCGCCGCAUGGCCAUAUUCAGCGGCUGCGACUACCUUGAGGGCAUCAACAACAUGGGCCUCAAGACGGCGUACCGGAUGAUGCGCAAGUACAAAACGCCUGAACGUUUGGUCCGGAUGAUCCAAUUCGAGGGGAAGCAUCGCGUUUCGGAGAACUACAUGUCGAGGUUUGCCCAGGCGGAGCUUACCUUCCUCCACCAGAGAGUCUACUGUCCGAAGAAGAAGCAGUUGGUCUGCUUGACGGAACCUGAAGAGGGCAAAGGUGUCGAGGACAUGCCGUUCAUUGGCGGUUAUGUCGAGCCUGACUUGGCCACUGCCAUUGCAGUUGGAGACGUCAACCCCAUCACUAAGGAGACCAUUAUCCCUGCACCUAUGCCUGGCUCAAAGACGGAUGCCAAAAGGAGACACUCCCAGUCCGCAGAGGCUAUUGCGGCUGCCUCUUCAGCCUCAACUCGCACGAGAGCCCCAAUAAAGCCGAUCGACUCGUACUUCAAGGGUCAUCAGCGCAUCCCGAUGGGCGAAAUGGAUCGCAACUGCUUCUCAGUCGACCCGGAAAGAGUUGCUGCCCUCACCCACAACGGCCUUGUCCCUCGCGUCUUCCCUUUGCCCAGACCUUAUCUCGAGAGCACGUCAUCAUCACAACCGGCAGCCAGCUCCCGCCCAACACGAACCGCCCGCUCUACUACUUCUCCUCGCCUAACACGACGACGGACUGAACCCAUCCAGAAUCUCCUGGAACAGAAUCUCCUGGAACAGAAUGCCCUUGGAAGCUCUGGCGAGUCUCGCCGAGUCACGAUUGGCGACGCAGCAAAUACCCUAGACGAUAUCGAUACCCUAAUGAGAAGCAGCUCCCAACGACCGCCCAAGAAGGUUCGUCUCUGCGCGGACACCGAUACUAUUGAAACCAAGCCUGAGGAAUCCCAAAAGAGCAAGUUCUUCCCCCGAAGCGGAAGCGACACCAACAAGAGCAAAAAGGACAGCUUCUUGUUCUCAGAUGACUCUGUUGACGAGGCACUACUUAAUCUGCCAGACAUUGACGGAUGGCAUGCCCCGAAGCCGAAGUCGAUCGCGGUCUUUGAAGAGAGCCAGAGCACAGAUACGGGCACGGAGGCGACUGCAGGCACGGACAGCCAAUUCAGCAAAGACGAGGAAAUAGCAACAACGCCGCACACUGAUCUAUCCGAGACCGAGGACACCGAGCCAAAGAAGCCUGCCUCCUCGUUGCCCGAGAAGACGUCCAGACGCACGUCUUUGCAGCGAUUCGCUUUCAACUCUCAGCCAAGUCCUGCCUCUUCCAGUGAGCCUGAUACGCCGUCCACCACCGUCUCCCAGCACUCAUCUAUCUUCACGCCUUCAAGCGGCGCCCCCUCCACUGCACCGUCGUCGAUCACAUGCUCCGCUGGCUCGUUCGCAGCUGGCACUUCUUCUAAGGCCACCCCGCUCCUCACCCCGCUCCAGCGCAUGGGAUGCCGUGCCCUUCAACGCAAGAACGCGUCUACUCGCCGGCCCCUGUCCCCUACUAAGGGAUCGAUCCAGCGGAGUCCGAAGCGCAGUCCCCGGAAAAGCCGGCUCCUCAAGUCGAUGCCCGUCAACCCCUCAUUCGUACCCCUGCCCAAGGUCAAUCUGGCCGAGGUUGAGGCGCUGAACGCACCAUGCGGAAGCGAAGAUCAGAUCAUCCCCGAUAGCGACGGCGAGAAUGAAGAUGAUGUCUUCUCAGGGGGGCUCGGCGCCAUGGACGAAGACUCGCGACCAAAAGCUUUGAACCUAUCCCGGUUCGUGUAUAACUGAAUGAUUAUCAACAACUACAAUGUUCGAUGCGAUACCCAUACACAUUGCGUCAUUAUUCUGUUCUAUUCAUUGCGGAAGCAGGCGUUUCAGCAGUUAGGCACCA